Molecule: messenger RNA, 680 nt
Organism: Papaver somniferum (opium poppy)
Lineage: Eukaryota; Viridiplantae; Streptophyta; Magnoliopsida; Ranunculales; Papaveraceae
Product: insulin-degrading enzyme-like 1, peroxisomal
Exons: 6
Biological process (GO): peptide catabolic process
Cellular component (GO): cytosol; mitochondrion
Molecular function (GO): metal ion binding; metalloendopeptidase activity
Source: RefSeq, a predicted model, not a curated record
ACAUUGAAUGUGAAACUUCAGCUUUUUGCUCUUAUUGCAAAGCAACCAGUUCUCCACCAGCUUCGCUCAGUUGAGCAACUUGGAUACGUAACAAUGCUUACACAGAGGAAUGAUUGUGGCAUCCGAGGCUUACAAUUUAUUGUCCAAUCAACAGCAAAGGAUCCAGGAGAGAUCCAUUUGAGAGUCCAAUCAUUCCUUAAGGAGUUUGAGAAUAAACUUUAUGAGAUGCCUGCUGAUGAAUUCAUGAGUAAUGUAAAUGCGCUGAUUGAAAUGAAGCUUGAAAAGCACAAAAAUUUGCGCGAAGAAACUUCAUUCUAUUGGGGAGAGAUUUUUUAUGGCACCCUAAAAUUUGACAGGAGAGAGAUUGAGAUUGCAGCUUUAAAGAACCUCCGGCAGCAAGAACUAAUAGAUUUCUUCAAUGAAUACAUUAAAGUGGGCGCACCCUCAAAAAAGACACUAUCGGUACAAGUAUAUGGGGGAUUGCACUCAGCCAAAUAUGAAGCGUCUGCUAAAGAUAUAUCCUCCCAAUCUCAAUCUGUCUUAAUCGAGGAUAUUUUCAGCUUCAGGAGGGCACAGCCUCUGUACGGUUCUUUAAAGGGAGGCAGUGGACGUACAUAAAGGUAGAUGGUCACAGCCUCUGUACGGUUCUUUAAAGGGAGGCAGUGGACGUACAUAAAGGU